Messenger RNA from Oppiella nova, 497 nucleotides. NCBI's taxonomy places the organism in Eukaryota, Metazoa, Arthropoda, Arachnida, Sarcoptiformes, Oppiidae. The record is from the annotation of a GenBank genome assembly.
AGGAAUGGGAGGCAAAAGUCAGUGCUACCGGUGCGGCAAAAGUGGGCACUGGUCUAAAGAAUGCCCGCGAAGUAUGGGUGAACGCGCGCGCACCCCAUACACCCCAUACCUGCACCAGAAUCGCCACUUCCCUUAUGGCAAUAGUCGCGGUCCGCCGUUUCACGAGUCGUGUUCGCGUCCGCCUCCCGACCCCCGCGACCGAUACGACCGAUACGACGGGUUAGACUAUUUUAGGGACUAUUAUGACGCGUACGAGCGCCGACCGCCGCCUCCUCCGCCUCCCUUUCCCGGCGACCCCUUUGACGACAGAGCGCCGCCUGAGUAUUGUCGACGAGUACUACCGGAGCCUUAUUUUGACGAUUAUUAUGACUGUAGGAUUCGGGACAUUUGAUGCCUAUCCUAAUGAUCGGGCAUACCCUCCUUAUUGCACACAUACUGUCAGACGUCCGGAUCAUAUGUAUAGAUAGGUUUGACGCGAGUUAUAACACGAAGCGGAG